Guillardia theta CCMP2712 is the source of this 405-nucleotide messenger RNA. RefSeq lists its product as hypothetical. The transcript has a single exon. The coding region runs from base 1 to 405 and encodes 134 amino acids. Lineage: Eukaryota; Cryptophyceae; Pyrenomonadales; Geminigeraceae. The record is from RefSeq and is a predicted model, not a curated record.
AUGAAGAAGGCUUGUAGACGACUUGGAGUGACAAGAUGGCCAUAUUCGAGGCAGCGCCCGAGAUUUGACAUCAACUCGUCAUCUCCGCCUGAAUUGAGCAAGGACAGAGCCCAUGCCUCGACACGGAAGUUGGUGGAUGACGAGCCAUCGCCUGAGAUCGAGCUUCAUGUCAAGUCAGCACCUGACGCAGACGAUCAAGAGGACGAGGAACUUGAUAACGACAGCUCCUCAGAAUGGUCCCGGACCGACGCAGACAAUACGACAAUGAGGACUGAGUCGUGGUCAAGUCAGGAGAGCAAUGACAACGACGUGGCUGAGGGGCUGAAAGAUUUUGAGGAUGUUCCAUUGGAGCAGUCGUUCAUCAAAUGGUUUGUGGAAGAUGCUAACAUGGACGACGCCCCUUAA